AUGUUUCAUAAACAGUAUAUAGAGUAGGCUCACAACCAAAGUUUUUAGGUUUUGGAAGGCAAGGAAUAUCAUUUCUUAGGAGACAAGUUGGUGUUGAGUGAGAACUCAGAUGAAGAGGAGAUUAAGGAAUAGAAGAAGGAAUUUAAGGUGCUGCAGAAGACGAAGAAAAAACUGAAUUGGAGAAAGAGCAUGGGAUUGAUUUUGGUUUAGAGAAGAUCAAGUGCAUUGUCAUAUGUGGAAUUUAACUGGGUGAAAUUUUAAUUGCGUUUAAGAGGAUUAUUGAAAAAGAUGAUCAAAGGAUGUACUAUAGAAAAACCUUAUAUUUUAAGUCCUGAUGGGUCAGUGAAGAUGAUGUGGGAUUUAUUAUGUCUUGGAUUAGUGAUGUAUGAGAUGAUUAGUAUUCCUUUAUAAAUAAGUUUUGAGAUUGAUGUGAGUGUGGAAUUUUCAAGAGUUUCAACAGGAAUAUUUGCAUUUGACAUUAUCUUGAAUUUCAACACUGGGAUUUUUGAGGACGGUCUAUUAAAGAUGAAUAGGAAUGCGAUAAUAAAGGAUUAUGUUCAAUUUUGGUUUUGGGUUGACUUUACAACUACAUUCCCAUAUGAUAUAAUAUUGGAUGAAUUGCUGAAGUUUUUGAGAUUCAUAAAGAUAUUAAAAUUACUGAGAUUGGCCAAAUUGAAGAAGAUAAUGGAUAAAUUUAAUGAGAUACUCUAAUUGAAUUCAAUAUUGGCAGCAAUAUUAACAUUUGGCAAAUUGUUUUUGUUUGUGUUAUUUUUCGCACACCUUUUGGGUUGCAUAUUUCAUUUUACUGCAUAAUAGGAGGAUAAGAAUAAUUCAUGGUUGGGGGAUUUAUAUAAUAAGGAUUGGUAUAUAAGGUACAUAAAUUCAUUGUAUUGGGGAGUGACAACAAUGACAACAGUUGGAUAUGGAGAUAUAAGUCCAUUAAAUCCAACUGAAAGAUUUCUAGGUAUUUUUUUGUUAUUGAUUGCUUGUGGUGGUUUUGCAUUCACAAUGAAUUCAAUUGGGUUUGCAUUGUAAAAAAUAAGUGAAAAGUCAAGUCAAACUAAGGAUAAGUUAAGUUAAGUAAAUAAAUAUAUGAAAAAAGCCAAGAUUCCAGAGACACUUCAGAAUAAAAUUAGAAAGUAUUUGGAAUAUGUGUGGGAUAGGAACGGAGGAGUGGUGUUAUAAUAGAUUACUGGAGCUUUGUCAGUGGACUUAUCAAAAGAGUUGUAAGAAUAGGUGAAUGGUAAAUUAUUUGGUUAUUUGGAUAUCUUUUGGUCAAAUCAUUCCUACGACUUCUUGGUAUUGUAAGUGAUGCCCAUAAUGAAGGAGAAAGUGUUCUGUCCUUAGGAAAUCAUUUUUGAUGAAUCUGAAUAUGAAUCAUAUGACAUAUUCAUGAUACAAUCUGGAGAAGUGGACAUUUAUUUCCAGAAAACAAAUAUCUCUGUUGAUAAGAAAGGCAAGAAUGAAUUCUUUGGAGAAAUCAGUUUCUAUUCUGCUCAAAAGCGAACUGCUAGUGCUAAGAGUGUAGAUUUCUGUAAUAUUUUCAUAAUAAAUUCAAUUGAUUUUCUGAAAUUAGCAAGAUCAUAUAGUAAUGACGUUCAAACUUACUUUAAAAUCAGACACAAAAUAGUCUUUGAUAAAGAUUAUAGCCCAAUAAGCAUAAGAUGUUAUAUGUGUUAGAUGGAUGAUCAUAUUGCCAGAGAUUGUCCAUCAUUGCACUUCUAAGUAUAGGCAUCACAUUAUUUAGCUUUCUUAUAAUAAGUAAAACAUGUCUAAUAGUCUUCCUUUGUAAGAAAGGACCGGUUGGAUUACAAUGCUCGAUUUCAUCACAAUCUCAUCUCUCGUAUUUAAGAUAAGUUCAUGAACACUGAAAAGAAGAUACAAUAUUACUAAGAACAUAAAUCUCAUAUGUUGAUAAGUAUUGAGUAAUCGGAAGUCCAAAGUAUAAAGACUGAGGAAGAUGAUUAUAAUGCUAUUAAUCAAAUCAAUAGAUUAGACAAUUUUGAUCGCAGAUUCAAAUCAUCAGUAAGAUUGAGACAUCGUAAAAGUGACAAUAGUUGUCUUAAAACUGAAUCCAUAGGUCGCAAAAUCAGAACUGCAGCCAAGGUUACAACAAUUAUUCGACGUGAUCCUAUGGGAAAACUAACUAUUUCAUGUGGAUCAGAGGACGAUCAAAUUGAUAAAGUGGCUUUGGACAGAAUAAAUAAAUAUUUAGAAGAUUUCCAUAAGAAGAUAUCAUUGUCACGCAAAAAGGAAUGGAAAGAAUUCUCAUCCAUCCCUAAUUUUGAAAAAUAUCAUGAAUAUCAUAUCUAUUAUCCAGAAAGCAAUAUUUCUAAAAUUAUACCCCAAUAUUAAAAAUAGAAAGCCAAAAUUAUGACUGAUGUAUCCUUAAACUCUUAAACAUUCGGUGAAGAAGAACUCAUUGCUUAUGCACAAUAUUAUUGUUAUGACUUAGAAGCUGUAGCAAUCACUAAUUUCUUCAGUAAAACUUAAAAUAGAAAUUUAUUAAAUUAUGAAGAGUAAAGAAUCUCUAGGUUGGACAGAAGAACCAAAAAAUUGUAAAAUUUUAUCCGUAAACCUGCCAGAAUUAAAACAGCCCUUUUAGUACUCAAGGCUGUAAAGAGAUUAUCUAAAAGUUUAAAAAAUAUCCCUGUUAUAUGA
Molecule: messenger RNA, 2661 nt
Organism: Paramecium tetraurelia
Lineage: Eukaryota; Ciliophora; Oligohymenophorea; Peniculida; Parameciidae
Exons: 4
Biological process (GO): transmembrane transport; potassium ion transport
Cellular component (GO): membrane
Molecular function (GO): voltage-gated potassium channel activity; zinc ion binding; nucleic acid binding
Source: RefSeq, a predicted model, not a curated record